Molecule: messenger RNA, 813 nt
Organism: Drosophila subpulchrella
Lineage: Eukaryota; Metazoa; Arthropoda; Insecta; Diptera; Drosophilidae
Product: G-protein coupled receptor Mth-like
Exons: 7
Coding region: 37-813 (258 amino acids)
Source: RefSeq, a predicted model, not a curated record
GUUUUGGCUUGAAGUGUAGUAGGUUGUAGAUCCUAAAUGGCGCCGCCUUAUACUGUCUUCAUUACGAUAUCGCUAACAUGUAUUAUCCUUACAAUCGCCGCUUAUCUUUAUGUUAAGAAGCUCCGAAAUACUCUCGGCAAGUGCCUUAUAAGCUGCCUUUCUAACAUCUUCGUGUGGCAAGUCUUAAUGUUAGUCCAAUUGUGGUCCUCAGCACCCGAGACCGCUAGAGUAGUUUCCUAUAUCUUCUUUUCUGCGCACAAUUUGUGGCUCUCAGUUAUAAGCUAUCAUUUAUGGAGGCCUUUCAAGUCGGUCAAUGGCGAAGAACCCAGUUUCCUGUUCCGGGCCUACAAUCUAUUCGUGUGGGUUCCUACUGCGGUCCUACUUGGAAGCCCUGCGUUGAUAUACAUUCUUUAUGGCGUAUCAAAUAUAGAAACAAUUUGUGAAGUUAAGGCAAGGCGAUGGGGAAACUACGACCUGCUUAAAUUUGGACAACAAAGUUAUCCGUACUGCCUUCGGAUUCUUUUUGUGGUUGUACUGCCUUGGUUUAAGUUGAUUGGUGAAAUUUGUGGAAUUAUGAAAUUAAGGCAUCCGGUACUGUAUGUAGUCGGCUUUAUAAAUGCGAGCUAUGGUAUUUGGUAUUUUAUACUGCUUAUCCUAAACCGCUCCACCCUAAGGCUAGUCAUGGACAGAUUUCGAAGUAGUCCAAAAAAGGAGUUUGUCCGCGCUCAAAGGGCCGCAAAUGAAGUCGGUCAGAACAUGACGCCGUCAUCCGUCAUCCGUCAUCGGGGUAUCUCCAUCUCGGUGACAGGCUAA